AUGAUUGGAGCUCACACAGGCCUCACUGAGAAAGUCCUCUCCUACAAGCCCAGCAACCCUCCAGUCGAAGAAAUUCAACCUCCCAGAGAUCGCGCGUUCUUCGCAGAUCCCGAGAAGAAGUCGCUCUUGUCGGCUGUCACCAAAGUGAAGCACUUGACUCCGUACAUCGGCACUGAGUUGCAGGGCAUUCAAAUCAGCAAACUUGAUGAGAAACAGAAAGAUGAGCUGGCAUUGUUAGUUGCUGAGAGAGGAGUGGUCUUCUUCAAAGACCAAGACCUCGCACUCGACGGGCAAUACGAGCUCUUCAAACACUAUGGAAUUCAAGAUAGAGAUCCGAACCAGGUUGAUCCUCGCCAUGUAACUAUUCUCGGUAGAGGAGGCGAUAUCCGCUCCUUCGAGCACUCCAGUAGUGCCUUUGCAGAGUUCCAUUCCGAUCAUUCCUUCGAAAUUAACCCUCCAUCUUAUACAAUGCUCAGAAUGGUCAAGGCUCCUGAAUAUGGUGGUGACACUGUUUUUGUUAGUCAGACUGCAUUGUUUGAUAAACUAAGUCCUACAUUCAAGACAACAUUGCAGGGGCUUCAUGGCGUUCAUAGUUCUGAGCACACGUAUAUCAAUACCAUCAACAGUGGAGGUACUACAUUCAGACCACCGGUGCGAAGGGAGCAUCCACUUAUCCGCACCCACCCAGUAACCGGGGAGCAAUCUCUCUUCUACAAUCCAGCCUUCGUCAUCAAUAUCAAAGAGUUGAAAGGCAGCGAGGCAUUACACGUUCUCAACUUUCUCCGCGAGCAUCUCCAUUCAGCUGAUGAUUUAAGUGUCCGGUGGCACUGGGAAGCCGGCAGCGUCGCGCUGUGGGAUAACAGGGUUGUUGCGCACCGCGCCAUUCCAGGUGGAUACAAUACGGAGGAAAGAGAAGGAAAGCGUACAGCUGUUUACGGCGAGAAGCCCUUUUUCAAACCGAGUCAGAAAACACCAGGCGAGGCUGGGAGCGUACCGGAGAGGGUUUCUGUCACACUUGGACUAGAUGGGUUUUAG
Messenger RNA from Aspergillus versicolor CBS 583.65, 1035 nucleotides. Its product is annotated as TauD/TfdA dioxygenase family protein. Bases 1 to 1035 code for a protein of 344 amino acids. Lineage: Eukaryota; Fungi; Ascomycota; Eurotiomycetes; Eurotiales; Aspergillaceae. Gene Ontology annotation, molecular function: 2-oxoglutarate-dependent dioxygenase activity. Gene Ontology annotation, cellular component: cytoplasm. The transcript is spliced from 7 exons. The record is from RefSeq and is a predicted model, not a curated record.